Anolis carolinensis (green anole) is the source of this 3059-nucleotide messenger RNA. Its product is annotated as NTPase KAP family P-loop domain-containing protein 1. The coding region runs from base 581 to 2821 and encodes 746 amino acids. The transcript is spliced from 5 exons. The record is from RefSeq and is a predicted model, not a curated record. NCBI's taxonomy places the organism in Eukaryota, Metazoa, Chordata, Lepidosauria, Squamata, Anolidae.
AUAAUAAUAAUAAUUAAAGGGUUGGAAGAGACCCCUUGGGCCAUUUAGUCCAACCCCUUUCUGCCUUUGUGCACCAAAAGCACAAGCAAAGCACCCCUGACAGAUGGCCACCCAGCCUCAAUGUUAAUAAUAAUAAUAAUAAUAAUAAUAAUAAUAAUAAUAAUAACAAUAAUAAUAAUAAUAAGGGUUGUAAGAGAAAAAGAGACCCCUUGGGUCAUUUAGCCCAACCCCCUUCUACCCUUGUGCUGUGGGGGCCGGAUAAAUGGCUUCGAUGGGCCGCAUCCGGCCCCCGGGCCUUAGUUUGGGGACCCCUGGUCUACUCAGUGCGUAUAAAUACACACACACACACACACACCCUAUGGCCAAGCUGUGUCCAGCACUUGCCCAAGAAAUUCACCACCUUAAAUCUAGGAAGGUGUAAUGGAAAUUGAUAUCCUUAUCUGACGAGGAAGAGGGCAAAGUUCCUUAAGAGUAGCUGGCACAGGGCUUUGCCCAGCGGAAGGCACUCCUGGUUCCACUUUCUCCUUCCACGAACAGACUUUUUUGGACAUAUAACUGUUUGACGUCUCCAACCACCACUAUGCUCACAGUGAACAGAGAAUUCCAAAACAAGGACGAUGCCUACUGUUUUUCCCUAGCCAAGGCUCUCUAUUGCGUUGCCACUCCAGUGACGGUCGGGUUUUUUGCCCCAUGGGGACACUGCAAAAACUUCCUCUUGGAUAGGAUUCGAGAAUAUAUGCGUUAUCAAUCCUGGAAAAAAGACCAACAGGAAUUCCACCGGACAGGGUUGAGACAGAGAGGGACAACCGGUUGGGACCUGGUCUCCGUCAUCCUCCUUAUGAUCUUCUAUCGUCCCGUCCUGACACCUCAACACAGGCAGAGGAGGAAUGUUCAGCACGUUUUUAUUCACUUCAGUGCCUGGGAAUACGCCGGGAGCGACCAGCUCUGGGCAGGCCUCAUUACGGCUCUAUGUGACGGCAUCGAAAACCAUUUCGGCCUGGUCCCGAUGAGCGUCUACCGGACUGUAGGUCGGAAGUGCGGCAUUGUUGAGUCGUCUCUACCCAAAGAAUGGGUCAGCAAGAAAUAUCUCUGCCUACCCUUAUGGGCCGCAAUCCUUCUGGUGUUGGGAGUAGCUGUUGUGGUUGCCGUCCUCAUCUUUCUGUACGGCAUCCCGGUUGGUGAUGCUUCUGGAGACGCCAUUGCGGUGGCCGAGGGUGUCGGGGCCACGGCGGUGGGGAUCACAGCAGCGGCGGCAGUCCGGAUGGGUGUGAUGGUGCUCCGGAACGUAGUGGUCAACCAAAAGGCUCAACUAGAGAGGCAGAUGAACCGGACGGACCUCAGCGCCCAGCUGGGCUUCAUGAGUAAUGUCAAGAGGGAGGUCAGGAUCAUCGCCAAGUUCCUGCAGUUCAUGGAGAUCUUCCAGCGCAGGAAACUCCGGGUGGUUCUGGAAAUCACCAGCUUGGACCGCUGCAGCCCCGACAAAGUGGUAGGUGUCCUGGAUGCAAUGAACAUCCUCCUCUCGGACUACGAGGCCCCAUUCAUCUCCAUCUUGGUGGCCGACCCGAGCGUGAUCGUGGACUGCGUGGAGAACUCCCUGUUCAUGAAAGGGAUGGCCAACAAUGGCUACGAUUUCCUCAAUCGCAUCAUCACCUUGCCCUUUUCGGUUCCCAAGACGGACCACAACACCAAGAUGCAGCUGAUCCAGAGAAUGGUUCAAUGCAAGGAGGAGCAAGAGAACAGUUUUGAAGACGACGAGGAAUCGGGAGAAAAUUUCCUGCUGAAGAACCCGGCUAAAGAGACAAACACGUCAAUGAUUUGCUGUUGCUGUAAAUCCGCUGAUCAGAAGAUGCCCGGCAGAAGCAGAGACAGCAGCCGAGUGCCUUUAGUGGUGGUUCAUUCCCCCAAGAUGGAAGAGCCACACAAUAGAAGAUGCGGUAAAGGCUUCAAAGCCAAAGAUUUGAUCCAAGAGGCCUUUGAGUACUUGCUGGACGACAGCAUGAAGGAGUACGUGACAGACAACACGUUGCAAAUGAAACGGAUCAUCAACAACAUCACUGUCACGGUGCGGCUCAUGGCGACGGAGGUUCCUCGAGACAAGCUGUGUCCGCAAAAGGUCACCGCCUGGGUUCUCCUCGCCAACCAGUGGCCCUGCCGACUGAGUUGGAUCUUGCAAUGCAUUGAGGACGAUGAGCAGACGGGCCGCCUUUGCGAGGGCCAAGAGUGCCAGCUCACCCCGGACCUCUUCUUGUGGGAGGUGUACGAGAAGUACAUGGAAGAGCUCGACAUGCUCAAAGCCCAGCUGGAGAAGCUGCUGGAGCUGGACAGGGACCCGGAGCUUUUCCACAACUUCCUCUGCGGGCGUUUCCGGGUGCAGGACGCCAACUUCUUCCUGCCCUACACGGUCAACCUGGACUCUUCCUUGAAGAGGCACAUGGAGCUCUUGCGGGGCAGCCGCAACCUCAAACGGAUCAACAAGACCUACGGGAUUUCCAAAUGCAUCCUCUUUGGGAUGUCGGUAGAGCAGAUCUGCAAAGAGAUGGACAGUCUUUCUCUGAAGGAAGAAAAUGCCCAGCGGUACAAAGAGCGGUUGAGGGAGCAUCACUUGGACGGCCGGGCGCUGCUUUAUAGUGACCGAAACGAGGUCAAGGAUGCCCUUGGCAUGGGCCUGGGCGAAUGGAUGGCCUUCUGCAUGCAUUUCCUUGACUCCACCCCUGUCCCUUCUGCAUUGCCGUUGUUCCCUGCAAAGAGCUGGCUAGGCUUGCAGGACAGCACACUGAAAGGAAGCCAGCUCUCCUUAUCCAAAGAAAACAUCCUCCGAUAAAGCUUCCCCCAAAACAGUUUCCCUUCCGGAUAAAUUAGGACUAUAUGAAUCCUAUCAAGCAAUAAGUGAUGCUAUCCUUUGUUGAGGAAGGCUGAUUUAUGACCGCCUGGAACACACCGCUUCAAGGACCCAGACUUUCUACAAGUUUAAUGUUUAUUUAUUGCCACUGGGUUUAGCCCAGUCCUGAAGAUCAACGCUAUAGAUAAUACUAUGUAAAUAACAUGAUUUUUGUUCCUGG